GGCUACAGUGUGUGUGGCUAUUCGCAGGCGUGAUCACCGUGUGAAAGUAACCCUAGAGAGUAACCCCUAAUACCAAAAUAUUUUUCUCAAAAAAGGGCGUAAAUUGACGUCGAAAAUUUCCGGAAUCAGGAAAAUAAUGUCCACCGCUAUGAAAUUUAUAGACAUUGGGGCGAAUCUCACAGAUCCUAUGUACCAAGGAUUUUACCAUGACAGUAAAAAACAUGCUCCAGACUUGACCGAUGUACUGGAUCGUUCAUGGAAUCAGGGUCUCUCCAAAAUUAUCAUUACUGGAGGGAGUCUUGAAGAUAGUAAAAAAGCGUUGGACCUGGCUCAGACGAAUGAUAAACUAUACUGCACUGUUGGAUGUCAUCCGACUCGAAGUCUUGAGUUUGAGAAAGACGGAGAGCCUGAUCAUUACCUGAGUGGUUUAGAAGAGCUCUGCAUACAAAAUAAAGGGAAGGUGGUUGCCUUUGGAGAGUUUGGGCUUGAUUAUGAUCGUGAAAAAUUUGCACCAAAAGAUGCUCAGAUAAAGUAUUUUAAGGAGCAGCUGAAGCUCAAUGAAAAACUACGGUUGCCAAUGUUCUUACAUUGCAGGGCUGCUUCAUCUGACUUUUUGGAAAUAAUGGGAAAACACAAAUCCUUGAUUGAGGAAUGUGGAGGGGUUGUGCACUCCUUUGAUGGAAGCAAAGAAGAUGUAAAUAUCAUCACUGAGUUAGGUCUUCAUAUUGGCAUCAAUGGCUGUUCCUUGAAAACUGAAGAAAACUUAGAAGUCUUGAAAACAAUACCCAAUGAUCGCCUUAUGAUAGAGACUGACUGUCCCUGGUGCGAAGUGCGUCCACGGCAUGCUGGCUUCUCUCUCAUCAAAACUCAAUUCCCCAGCGUGAAAAAAGAAAAAUGGCAAAGUGGUUCUAUGAUCAAAAGUCGAAAUGAGCCUGCUAACAUUAUACAAGUCAUGGAAAUAAUUGCCAGUGUUAAAGAAACUGAUAUAUCAUCAUUAUCUAAGCUAAUUUAUGAAAACACAAUGAAAGUCUUCUUUAGACAUGAAAAAAUUAAUCUUUGAUGUUUUGAAGAAAAAAUAUAUUUACAUGUGUUUUUGUACAAGAAA
This is a messenger RNA of Thrips palmi, 1105 nucleotides long. RefSeq names its product putative deoxyribonuclease TATDN1. Gene Ontology annotation, molecular function: 3'-5'-DNA exonuclease activity. The transcript has 6 exons. The coding region runs from base 137 to 1060 and encodes 307 amino acids. Gene Ontology annotation, cellular component: cytosol. Lineage: Eukaryota; Metazoa; Arthropoda; Insecta; Thysanoptera; Thripidae. The record is from RefSeq and is a predicted model, not a curated record.